CCGCGGUAGGCCCUGCUGUUUAUCCAACUCCAGUUCAACCCAGCGCAGAAAAACAAGGAGCAGGAAAAUCCCGAUGAACAGAGAAGAUCCCUGAAGGAAAACGUAUUUUUUCUAGUCCAGUACCAUAGCGGCUCCAGACGAACCAUGUGAUCGUUAGAGCAUCCGAUGUAGCUGUCAUGUGGUACGUCCACAGCCCAGCACGGCGGAAUGCCCAGCUCAGCAAGGAGCCAUUGACAACCGCUGGCCUUUGACAAAGGAUCCUCCCAGUGACUCUUGUAACUACCUCCCUCCCCUAGGGGACACACAGACCCCACAGUGCCUCCACAUAGGGUGGACCUUCAUCCUACACCACACUCCUCAUCCUCCCACAGAGUCUGUUAGACAGGAGGUUCAUUCACAAAUGUCUACCUCACGAUUAAAAGGCCCCUCUCCAUAACUGCGACCCUGAACAGGCUACAAGAUGACUUCCAGUAUAGGCGGGGAUGACGCCAGCAGUAUCUUUGAUGGGUUAAUGGAAGAAGAUGAAAAGGACAAAGCAAAACGAGUGUCCCGUAACAAGUCUGAGAAGAAGCGCAGAGACCAGUUCAAUGUCCUCAUCAAGGAGCUGGGUACCAUGCUUCCAGGCAACACCCGGAAGAUGGACAAGUCCACCAUCUUACAGAAGAGCAUCGACUUCCUGCGCAAGCAUAAAGAAAUAGCUGCGCAGUCAGAGUCGAGUGAGAUCCGACAGGACUGGAAACCUCCUUUUCUUUGUAAUGAAGAGUUCACACAGCUGAUGCUGGAGGCAUUAGACGGCUUCUUCCUAGCAAUUAUGACAGAUGGGAACAUAAUCUAUGUCUCAGAGAGUGUUACAUCUCUACUGGAACAUCUUCCUUCUGACCUGGUGGAUCAGAACCUGUUGAACUUCCUGCCCCUGGUGGAACAUUCAGACGUGUAUAAAGCCCUGUCAUCUCACAUACUGGAGGGAGAGACGCUAACACCAGAGUAUCUCAAGACGAAAAACCAGUUAGAAUUCUGUUGCCACAUGCUCCGAGGGACGAUCGACCCCAAAGAGCCUCCUGUGUAUGAGUAUGUUAAGUUCAUCGGAAACUUCAAGUCCCUGAAUAAUGUGCCUAACUCAACUCGAAAUGGCUUGGAAGGGGUGAUCCAGCGGUCACUCCGGCCCGCUUUUGAGGACCGAGUCUGUUUCAUAGCAACUGUGAGAUUAGCCAAACCACAGUUUAUCAAGGAGAUGUGCACUGUUGAAGAACCCAAUGAAGAAUUCACCUCUAGACACAGCUUAGAAUGGAAGUUCCUCUUCUUGGACCACAGGGCUCCGCCCAUAAUAGGUUACCUGCCGUUUGAGGUUCUGGGUACAUCUGGAUAUGACUACUACCACGUAGAUGACCUGGAGACACUGGCCAAAUGCCAUGAACACUUAAUGCAGUAUGGGAAGGGGAAAUCGUGCUACUACAGGUUUCUCACCAAAGGGCAGCAGUGGAUCUGGCUCCAGACCCAUUACUACAUCACCUACCACCAGUGGAACUCCAGGCCCGAGUUCAUUGUCUGCACGCACACUGUCGUCAGCUAUGCUGAGGUGAGGGCUGAACAGCGCAGAGAGCUGGGGAUUGUUGAGGAGUCACCGCCAGAGAUCUCUGCAGUAGAUAAGCAGUCUCAGGACUCUGGUUCUGAGUCUCAACACCAGCUCAACACCUCCAGUCUGAAGGAGGCCCUAGAGGGCUUUGACCGCAGCCGCACGCCCUCGGCCUCCUCACACAGCUCCCGCAAGUCCUCGUCCCACACUGCUAUCUCCAACCCAGCCUCACCUAAGCUUAAGACAGACAGGGGUACACCGGGAUGCCAGUCCGUCUCUGCUAUUGAGAUGACAUCACAGCGAAGAUCAUCCAUCAGCAGUCAGCAAUCGAUGAGCUCCCAGCACACCCAGAACACAGGGCAGAACAUGGCCCCAUCCAUGGUUCCACAACAACAACCGCAGCAGCAACAACAACUGCAACAGCAGCAACCACCACCACAACAGCAGCAGCUUCAGAUCCAGCCUAGUGUCCAGCCCAUGGUACAGUUUUCCACCCAGAUGGACGCAAUGCAGCACCUGAAGGAUCAGCUGGAGCAGAGGACCAGGAUGAUCGAGGCCAACAUCCAGAGGCAGCAGCAGGAGCUCAGGCAGAUCCAGGAAGAGCUCAACAAGGUGCAGGGCCAUGGCCUACAGAUGUUUCUCCAGCCGGGUACUAGUGGGCUGAGCCUGGGCUCUGUGCAGCUGGCACACGGGACCACCAUGCAGCCAGGGGGUGCUCUCACCAUGCAGGGCCAAGUGGUGUCUGCAGGCAGUCUGCAGGGCAGCAUUCCACAGCAGCAUACGGUCCAACAACAACCCCAGCAGCAGUCCCAGCCCCAACAACAGAACCUGUUACGAGACACCAGCUCUGUCCUCUCACAGUCUUCAGUGAGGUCGACUCACUCUCUGCCGCCCCAGCAGAGUGCCCUGCCGGCCUCCCUCUACAACACCAUGAUGAUCUCUCAGCCCAACCAGGCCAAUGUGGUCCAGAUCGCCACCAGCCUGGCCCAGAACAGCAGCAACAACACAGCUGCCAUGGCAAACUUUGCCCAGGACCGCUCGGGACAGAUCAGGUACACGAUGCCACCAACAGGGUUCCCUGCUGGCUCUCAGUUGCUGACUAAGCUGGUGACUGGGCCGAUGGCGUGUGGAGCGGUCAUGGUCCCUACAACCAUGUUCAUGGGCCAGGUGGUGACAGCGUUCGCUCCUCAGCAGGGCCAGACUCAGACCAUCAGCAUCGCCCAGCAGCAGCCUCAGCAGCAGGAGCAGCAGGCUCAGUCUCAGGCCGAUGCCACACAGCAAGGGCUGGCCCAGCAACAAACACAGUUCCUCCAGGGCCCUCGGCUGCUCCAUGGAAACCAGUCCACCCAGUUGAUCCUGCAAACGGCGUUCCCACUGCAGCAGCAAGGAGCCUUCGCCAGCACACAACACCAGCAGCAGCAGCAGCUACAACAGCAACAUCAGCAGCAGCAGCAACAACUCCAGCAGCAGCAACAACAACAGCAACAACAGCUCCAACAACAGCAGCAACAGGAGCAGCAGCUGGCCUCUCACAGGGCAGAUAGCAUGUCAGGCCGCUCCAGCACACAGCCCCAGUAACCUGACAACAUCCGAUCAGACAUGUGGACUGAACCAAGUCUAUUUGUCUGUGUGAUGGGGUGAAGAGAUCGGUUGAGAAAGCAGUAUUGAGACUAUGCCUCUGAGGCUACCCUGCUUCAACUUGGUCUGUAGAGUUAGUGAUGGAUGGAUCAAUAGAUGGAUCUCUGGCUGCCUGCACUGAACUCAUGAGCCACUGGCGCGUCAGAUAGAAAACAAUGCUGUGCUCACAGUGAGCACGGAGUCGCUCCGCUUCAUGGCCAUGCUCAGAACUCUCACCACCUCACCACUGUGACAGGGGCCAGUGCUUGUCCCCUACCCUGCCCUCUUCUUGUGUGUUCAGUGUGUGCUCCCGUCACCCUCACAGAUGUUAUUUAUGCAGGACGAUCCAGUCUGGAGCUUCAAUCAAGGCUUCAAAGAAGUCCUACAGAGAGUAGACAGACGCCUCGUUUGUUUUCUGUUUUUCUCAUAUUGUUUUUCAUGUCAAAGUAAUUAUGGGUCAGAAAAUAUUUUUAAGAAUGUCAUGUGGAUUGAACUUUUAUUGUACAGAACAAAAAAUAAUAUGUAAAUAUAUGGAAAAAAAGAAAAAUGA
Salvelinus namaycush (lake trout) is the source of this 3740-nucleotide messenger RNA. RefSeq names its product circadian locomoter output cycles protein kaput-like. Gene Ontology annotation, cellular component: nucleus; cytoplasm; CLOCK-BMAL transcription complex. NCBI's taxonomy places the organism in Eukaryota, Metazoa, Chordata, Actinopteri, Salmoniformes, Salmonidae. Gene Ontology annotation, molecular function: E-box binding; DNA-binding transcription factor activity, RNA polymerase II-specific; protein dimerization activity. The transcript has 22 exons. Gene Ontology annotation, biological process: circadian regulation of gene expression; regulation of transcription by RNA polymerase II. The coding region runs from base 461 to 3151 and encodes 896 amino acids. The record is from RefSeq and is a predicted model, not a curated record.